Molecule: messenger RNA, 1314 nt
Organism: Triticum urartu
Lineage: Eukaryota; Viridiplantae; Streptophyta; Magnoliopsida; Poales; Poaceae
Source: RefSeq, a predicted model, not a curated record
AUGCCUUGCAGAAAGGCAAGACUACGGCGGCGGCAGCAACGAAUCCAUGUAGAGAUGGAGUCGUCGACUGUGUCUGAGCCUGAGGUGGGGAUGCCGGCGGGGAACAAGGCGGAUGAUGAUGAGGACGAUGUUGACGAUGAGCCUGUCGAGUCUGAAGAACCAGCAACUCCGUCUGAAUCUGAUCAGGCCGCCGAGGAAGCGGCCGAGGAAGAGACGAUGGCGAUGAUGAUGGGACUGGGGGAGCUGGCCGACGAGGCAGCUGAGGAGGCGGCCAACAGCGGAGCCAAGAAGAACAGGAGACGCAAUCGGUCGGCCCACGAUAUGAUGGUGGAAGCGAGAGAGAAGCAAGGGGAAAUACCCGAGGAAGCCAACACCGAUCCAUACGCCUACCAGGCGCGCGGUCACCGCAAAGAUUGGGACUGGAUCUUCGCCCGACACUACGGCCCCUUCGACCAGACCACAUCUAUCCCUGCGUCGUGCUUCACCGGCCUUCGUCGCCCUAACAACCGCUACGCCUGCACCCAGGAGAUGCUCCAGAUCUUCUGGAUCAAAGUCGGGAAGAUAAAGAAGCCCCUGCAGUGGCCAUUACAGGUUUUUGGUACGAUCGCCGUGCGGGAUGUGCUGGAUCACAAUCGCAUCAUGGUCUUAGAUCGCGAAAGGGAUAACUGUCAAACCCUUACCAAGAAGGAUAGAUUUCUUACGCUGACAGGUCCUACCCGAGGAGUUGUGGUGGAUGUACAUCCUACCUAUGUUGAGGUCGAUCUGAAGGCGAAGGGCGCCACAGAAUCGGAGGACAUGGAUUUAAGCUAUUUAGUAGUCAGGUCUAUGCCCUGCAGCCCGUCGUAUCGCGCCGUGCCUAGCAGGCUUAGCACAUUGGAGUUGACAUACAUUCGAAUAUACGACUGUGUGGAAGCCGCAAUCAGUGUAAAAGUCAGAAAACAUGGGUUCUGGCCCGGUUGCCGCGGUUUAUUCACUGCCAGCACAGCCAGUUACGAAGACUUGGAGAUCCCGUUGCUUGCGUUUGAAGGCGAUAGGUUGCCGGUUGAUGCUAGUGGAAGGCUUGAGCUUUCACGUCGUGUGGUCUGCGUAGAGCUUCAGCAGCCCGAAGGUAAGCUCUUGUUUUCGGCGAAGGCACUGCGUGGUAGUGAUGAGAAAGACGUGAGGAGAGUUCGUAAGACUUUCACUCCCAAGAAGGUUGGUAAAACCAAGGAGAAUAUCAAGAUUGGUUCCUGUGAGAUGGAGGAAACUGUCACAUGGUCCCUUCUUCCAAAUUGUAAGUAUGAUUAUGACAGUGCUUUGAGAAGGUAUUAUUAA